AUGUCUCCUCUAUCUAGACUAUUCCCAAUUUUACUCCUUCUUUUUAGUGUAGUCAAUGUAAACAGUGGAGUUUUGGGCAUUUAUCACUCCAUUGCAUGUUUAUUCAAAAGUGAGUGCUGCAAUGCUGCUUCUAUACCUGGAAACACAACUAGAAUGAAAGAAGAGUUUGAAAAGCAUGUUUUUGGCCAACAUAUUGCCACAGAUUUGGUGUUGAAUGCAAUUGCUGCACAUUGGAACAGCAACCAUGCAAAGAAACCACUCACGAUGAGUUUCCAUGGCUAUACAGGCAGUGGGAAGAACUUCAUUGCUCAAAUCAUCGCUGAGAGUUUAUAUGUUAAAGGAAUGAAGAGCAAAUAUGUCACUUUGUUCAGUCGGAUAGAUUUCCCUGAGAAAUCCAAUAUAAGCACCUAUAAAAAAAAUUUGUAUGAUUAUGUAAAAUCCAAAGUAAGUGAAUGUGGCAGACACUUAUUCAUCUUCGAUGAAGUGGAGCACAUGCAUCCCGGAAUUCUAGACGGUAUCAAAACCGUGCUGGAUUACUACGAUAACGUGGAAAACGUUGAUUACCGCCAGGCAAUCUUCAUCUUCCUAUCGAAUACAGGCGCGUUGUCCAUAUCCAACCAUUUUCUUGAAUUAUGGCGUGCUGGUGUUCAUCGUUCAUCGAUUAAACUCGUUAAUUUCGAGAUGCUGAUCGCCCAAGGCGCAUUCAACACCCACGGUGGAUUGUUUCGGUCCGAUACGAUUAAGAAUAAUCUAAUUGAUCAUUACGUGCCGUUUUUGCCGAUGGAGCGCGAACAUGUCGAGAAGUGCGUGCGAUCGGAGUUUGGGAUACGCGACGUGGUUGCUACCGAUGGCGAUAUUGAGGAGGUUAUGGCGUUCAUCGAAUGGGCACCGCCACCAGAGAAUAAAUUUGCAAAGACUGGUUGUAAGAGGAUAAGUCAAAAAGUGGCGACGAUGGCGUUCAAGCGGCGCCAUGCACACGAACAAAUCGAGCAUCGAGAGUUGUAGUUGUUAAGUUUUGUUAAACAAUUUGUGAUCAAGUUUAAAAUUAUCGUGUUUAUGUGAUUGCACCAUAAUAAAUUUAUAGCAGAUUA
This is a messenger RNA of Dalotia coriaria, 1091 nucleotides long. Its product is annotated as torsin-1A-like. The transcript is spliced from 5 exons. The coding region runs from base 1 to 1005 and encodes 334 amino acids. Lineage: Eukaryota; Metazoa; Arthropoda; Insecta; Coleoptera; Staphylinidae. Gene Ontology annotation, molecular function: ATP hydrolysis activity; ATP binding. The record is from RefSeq and is a predicted model, not a curated record. Gene Ontology annotation, biological process: cellular response to misfolded protein.